Molecule: messenger RNA, 1001 nt
Organism: Thrips palmi
Lineage: Eukaryota; Metazoa; Arthropoda; Insecta; Thysanoptera; Thripidae
Product: avenacosidase 1-like
Exons: 6
Coding region: 169-888 (239 amino acids)
Biological process (GO): carbohydrate metabolic process
Molecular function (GO): beta-glucosidase activity
Source: RefSeq, a predicted model, not a curated record
CAAGUGCGAUGAUUAUGUCCACGAGACGAUCCUCACUUGAACGCACCCUGCCCAGACAGCCGGUAGAUAACCAAUUUCAUGGAACCACUCGUAGAAUUUCGCGAGGAUUUAUAUCGGUAGCAAUUGCGAAACAUUGAUGUACUGAAGACCUGAGCCUGCAUAUAAUGGAUGGACCGCAGACGACUCCAUUCACUUCAGAUAGUUCUGCGCCGCACUUGUGAGGAAAAGAUGAUUCACCUUCUGAUCUUGGUGGCAUGCACGGUGGGAGUGGUGCAUAGCCGCUCCACGAGUGGCUCAUCCACGGAUCCGUUUGCACUUCCCGACGGUAUGCUGAUCGGGGCUGGCGUGUCAGCAUUCCAGACAGAGGGCGCUUGGAAUGUGUCAGGCAAAGCUGAAAGCGCUGCUGACCACGUGCUGCAUCUGGGCAGAUUGAGUUCGAUGGGCUUCGGGGACCCCCACGGCCACGACGUGGCGGCGAACUCGUACUACCGGUAUAAGGAAGACAUCGCGAUGGCAAAGGAACUUAAGCUUUCGAUGUACCGAUUCUCCAUCUCGUGGCCUCGCGUCCUGCCCGACACGAACGCCGCCAACCCCAACAGGGAGGGCGUCCAGUACUACCACGACCUCAUCGACGAGAUUCUCCGAAACAACAUGACGCCGUUGGCAACUUUGUACCACUUCGACCACCCUCAAAUUUUGGAGGACCAGUUCAAAGGAUGGCAGGGAGAGGAGAUGGUUGCCAAGUUCACGGAAUACGCCCGCUUCGUCUUCAAUCAGUAUGCUGGAAAGGUAAAGCUCUGGGUGACGGUGAACGAGCCCAACGUGUACUGUAUAUACUUCCCGAACCUCUACAAGGUGUCAGGAAUCUAUUCGGACAGCGACGUGUAGGGCUGUGCGGUUAACCGGUUAACCGGUUAUUGCAUUCGGUUAUUUCAUUAACCGGCCGGUUAAGUUAAUGCCUUUUCCGGUAUAGGUUAACCGAAUAACCGGCAAAUACGGUU